This is a messenger RNA of Aphanomyces invadans, 564 nucleotides long. RefSeq lists its product as hypothetical. The transcript has a single exon. NCBI's taxonomy places the organism in Eukaryota, Oomycota, Saprolegniomycetes, Saprolegniales, Verrucalvaceae. The record is from RefSeq and is a predicted model, not a curated record. Bases 1 to 564 code for a protein of 187 amino acids.
AUGAACCCGGAAGACGUGCGUAUCAAAAAGCUGGCUUACCACUGGUACGGUCCUUACAGGAUCCACUCCAGGCAAGUCGACAACACGUACAGGAUCUACCUGCCAACCCACCCCGACCGCGUGGUGCCGAUCAAUGUGGAUCGCCUGAAGGCCUUCAAGGGCUACUGGACCCGGCCGUUCAACGAAGAGAUCCCAGUCGGCCAGGAUGACUGGCAGGAACGAACUUCCGAGACUGAUGACACGAUCCUGACCGACAACUUGUUCCCGAGCGACAGCUUUGUUUCCAGAGUCGAGUUCCAGGACGGUGACGUCGCGUUCACCAACUCAAGCUCGCCUGUUUCGCGCGUCCUGGACAAGCGCCAAGGUGUCGCCUCAGAGAAAGACUACCUAGUCGAGUACGCCGACGCCUCUCAGCAAUGGGUACGACGCUCACGACUGGCCGACUACGGUGCGUUCAUCACGGACUACGAGAACCGUGUCCGGGAGCGUGCUGGUCUGCCGACCUUAUACCGCAGCCCUCACAUAUCUGCUCUAGAUGAGGAGGCUGUGGUCAGGAAGUUCUAA